AUGCCAGAAGUCACUGCCAAGCAGUUCAUGGCCCUAGGGCUGAAAGCUGCUGGAUACCCCCGUUGGCAUGCAUACAAAGAGGAACGAAAUAUUGAGCGCUUUCAGGCAUAUUACGGAGCAGUGCCAGCUGCCUUUGCUGCAAUUUGGAAAGAUCUAUUGGAGACCGAAAACGAAAACUAUAAGCUCUCAGCAGAGGAAGCAAAGCAUCCAAUCAAUCUACUCAUUGCUAUCCGCUGGACGUGGAAGUAUGAGACUGAACGAGAGCUAUGUCUGCGCUUCGGAAUCAAAAGUGAAAAAACAAUCAGCAAAAUCUACAAAGCUUGGGCUCAUAAGGUAAAGCUACUGUUCAGGGACAAGCUUCCCAGCUUAGAACAGUUUUCAGAUGAAGAGCUGAUCUUUUUGUUCUCCAUUGAUGGAACGCAUUGUCCAAUUGAAGAGCCCCGUCCUUUCUCGACAGACUGGUCAAGCUUCAAGUUUGGUGACAAUGCAGGAGUGAGCUACGAGAUAAUGUUGCUCAUCCAUAAACCGCAGGUUGCCUGGGUAAGAGGACCAAUUCCUCCCGGUGCAUACAAUGAUAUCAAAACUUUUAAGAUGAAACUCAUGGAGAAGAUGGAAACGAUCCUUCCAGAGAAGCGUAUUGUCGGAGACAAAGGAUAUCGUGGUGCGAAGCACAUUAUCAGCACAAGAAACGAAUUCGAUCCGGAGGAAAUCGCUGAGUGGAAAGAUAGAGUCCUUGCACGCCAAGAGAGUUUCAAUGAGUCCAUCAAAUGCUUCAAGGUUUGCAGAGAUAUCUUCCGACAUGGUGUCGAAAACCACAGCAUUGCGUUUGAGGCCGUCUUGUGCGUCAUUCAAUACUCGAUCAACGAGGGCUCGUACAUGCUCUUCGACCCUUACUUGUAG
Molecule: messenger RNA, 900 nt
Organism: Seminavis robusta
Lineage: Eukaryota; Bacillariophyta; Bacillariophyceae; Naviculales; Naviculaceae
Source: the annotation of a GenBank genome assembly